CAGAGCAGCACAACGUCGGUGGCUGACUUCUUCAGAGGGUGGAGCGGGAGAGCCAAGACAGACAGUGAACUUGGGGAGUUCAGUGAUUUUUAAAACUGAUUUGAGCGUUUUUGUUUUUUUUCUCACAGUGAGGUUUUCAGCCCAUGCGAAGACAUGGAGACGGACGUGAAGGCCACUCCGCAGGCGGUGAAGCGCUGGCAGCUCAGCGGGACCGAGGCUCCGCGGUCCGGGACGCGCCUCAGCACCUGGACUCCCCUGAACAACAGGCAGAGCAACCUGCAGUUAUUUGAGGAGAGGGCGAACCUUGUCUUGCACUGGUUCGACCUGUGGACGGACAAACAGAGGAAACACCUGCUGCAUUCUCUGCUCACACGCUGCACUAAGUCACAGCUCACGUACUGUGGGGAUUUGCUGACGGAGACGCUCCCUGUGACUCAAGUGGACUUCGCAGCAGUGCUGCCUCGGUUUCUGUCCCUGUACGUGUUGUCGUUCCUGUCCCCACGUGAUCUCUGCUCCGUCGCCCAAGUCAGCUGGCACUGGAGGGUCCUAGCUGAACAGGACUGUAUCUGGGCAGGCCGCUGCGUCAGAAGAGGCUGGUUCCUUCCCUACACUCCUGCAGAAAAAGAGUUUGGAGCGUGGAAGAACCACUACGUCUCUUGUGUCUCCACACUGGACUGGCUCACUCCCCGGGAGGCGGCCGAGCAGUACGGGACCCUCAACCGGCCGAGCACGGGGAUGACGGAGGAGGAGGACGAGAGGAGGAAGGAGAGGAGGAUCAGGCAGAUGAUCAGAGAGAAACUCCAGGAGGAGAAGAGACUAUCUCUGAGAACCAGGAGACCAUGGGGCAGCUACACAAAGCAAGAAGGAGUCAGAUGUGGACCAAACUCUAGGAUGACAUCCAGUUCUUGGCCUUCCCUUGCCUGGCCUCCAAAGAGUGUUGAGUCUUCCAGCCUCUGUCUCAGCCGGGACGGGGGACAGUCCAUGAGGCCAGCUCAGAGCGUGGAGAGAGUCCAGGCCGCCGGUUCAUUCAGUGAACGAGCAAACAAGGCCUGCGGAGCGCUGUCCUCCUUCACCUACAGGCCUGCGCAACGACGCGCGGUCUCACCUAUUCAUCACCACGCAACUGCUCUCUUAUUGCUGCUCUCCAACAGAGUUCCUGCUUAUGAGAUGGUGCUGAGUGGCGCGAAGGCCGGAGUGAUUGUGGUCGUGUAUGAGCACAGAGGGGCUCUCUCAGCCCUGUUCACCCAGGCAGAGAGGGUUGUAUCUGGGCAGACAGUUCAGAGGCUGGGCCUGCUUGCCCCUGGUGGAACAGAGGAAAUCGAUCUGCUUCAAAGCCGUACCCUGUCAGAGAGGACUUUGCUCGCCCCCGACCUUAGAGAAUUCUGGAAAAAACUCUGUGGCUUGGUGGCACCAACUGCAGACGGGGGAGGAAUAGACAUCUUCUCCCCUCUGGCUGCAUCUGCACCAGGAGUGGCUCUCAUCCAGGCUCUCUCUGCUCUCACUGGUCUGGAAGUUCUGGCUCCGAUGGGUCUCGUUACCGGAAGUUUCCAGAACAUUCUGAGUGAGUGGUCAGACAGCAGUGUGCGCGUUGGGCUGUCGGACCAGCAACCAGCAGCCCCUGCACUCCGAUAUGUGUGUGAGGAUGUACUGCAGGGCUGGUGCAGACAGGCCAAGUGGAUGGACGAGGCCCUGGGGGAACUGAGGGUCUGCCUGGGGCCACAGCUACAGCGGGUCAGCCUCCAGGCCAGGGGCCGAGCUCUGGGUCAUUUUCUGUGGGAGAAAAUUGGCCUCGAGGAGCUUUCUGUGUCCAAAGAUCUCAGUGAGGCUCUGAUUGAGGGACUCGCUGCUCUCACCAGACAGGAAGAGACCAUACCUCUGGAGUUUCUUUCAGUUUUUCUCUCAAGGUGGAGUGAGGAGAAGGAGAGCGAAGAGAGUCCAGAGGACAAGUGGCGAACCGGAGGAGCAAAUGAUUUAUCAUUGGCACCAAGUGACUCGCAGAGAUUACUCCCUGAGCUGCCGCAAAUGGUGUUGGAUUGGAGAGGUGCAGUCGCCAGAGAGCUUCACCACAGCGAGUGUCUUUAUCUCGGGAGACUGGGUUCUGUGCUGAAGCUGUACCAGGAGCCUCUUACAGCAGCACUGAACUCGAACAGAGCCAUCCUCGGCUAUGCCGACAUCCAGAUUAUCCUCAGCCCCGUCACACAAAUACUGGAGCUCAACAGAGUGUUUCUGGUAGACAUUCAGGCACGGUUGCAGCAGUGGGAUGCGGAUCAGUGUAUCGGAGAUGUGUUUGUGAAACUAUGCUCAAGUCUCAGAGUCUACACCAACUAUCUCAACAACUACACCACUGCCCUCUGCACCAUUGACAAGUGCAGGGAGACAAAACCUGCAUUUCGGGCUUUCCUGAAGAGAGCAGACAGAACUCUUGCAACACAUAUGCUGAGCCUGCAGGAGCUGCUGCUGUGUCCAGUGUGGAGAAUACAGGAGUAUGUGACUCUGCUCCAAGCCCUGUCUUUACACACACACCCCGUCCACCCUGACCACACACACCUCUCCUCUGCCCUCAACACACUGCUGCGCUACAGAGAAUUCAUACAAAAGUUGAAGCGUAACUCAGACAGAGACAGACUGUUGGAGGAGACACAGCAGAUGAUCCGAGGCUGUCCGAACCUCAGUGAAGGAAACAGGCAGCUGAUCAUAACCCAGGAUGCUGCUUUGCUCAGGAGUCCUGAUGAACAGAUUCCAGACUGUCUCAGGACCUUUGAGCAGGUGUCUGACGUGGGCCUCUUCCUGUUCAACGAUGCUCUUGUGCUGACUCUGCGAAAUAUUCACCACACACCUUUCACUUUGGCUCACCGGUGCACACACACUUUCCUGGCCUCUGUGGCCCUCACCAGCCUGGCUGUCUGAGAGAUCACACACACGCGCUAUGUGUGCCACGCCUUUGUCCUGGAGGGGCCUUGUCGUUCCUGGGUCUGUGCCACAGACAGAGGUGAGGAGAGGAGUCACUUCCUGUCUGCGCUGCAUUCAGCCAUCCACUCUGCUCUGACACCACAUCAGUGACAGCACGGUGACGAUACACCAGCAAGACAUAAGGAGGUUUGGACACCACACCACCACUACGCUUUAUUUUUUUAAAGAUUACAAAGAACAUGGAAACCCUUAAAAGGCGACAUUUAAUCUCGGUGAUAUGAAAAAAGACGGAGCAAAAUCAGAUUCUGGAUGUCUCACUCAGAAUAUUUAACAUAAGGAAAAUAUGGUAGUAUUUGGGGAAAUUAGUAUUUUGUCACUACACAGUCCUGCAGUUUUGCUCAGUAUUACAGUACAUUUCCAACCAGUAUCCUGGUCAAUGACUUGCUACAAUAUUGUGCAUUGUGUGCAGUUUCCUGAUACCGAAAUGUGUCGAACAGUGUUGACUCAGCACCAGCCAGACAGCCCCCUCCAUGAAUAAUUUUUUGCAGUGAUGUCAACACUCGGACGGUGUGGCAUGAAUGUUUAAAGUGAUCAUUUCUAUACUCUUGCACUGUAAACCUGUUUUGGCUUGAGAUAAAACUGCUGCAGUUGUUUUGUGAGUUGUUGUAUAUGCAGUUUGUUGCCAUAUCAAUCGCAGUGGAUACUGGAAUGUGGAUUAUGUUGGCCGGUGUUUAUUUUUUUGUCCUGUCUUGUCCUUUGCAUGAAAACACUCCUGCUGUAAAUAUAGUAUUGUUGAUUUUACUUGUAUGGUUGUCAGCCCCUCUGAAAACCUGACGUUGGAGCUGACCCAUGCUAAAGGUUGGGCAGUUUAUUUUAUGCAGCUUCAUACUGUAGUAUCUCUGAUUCAUUCUUUCCCUGUUGCUCUUUUGUUUUAUGUUUAUUUAUAUAUAUUCAGGUCAGAGUCAUUUCUCUUGUUCAAGGUAUAAAAAGUCUUUAUUGAUAACCAACAUUAACACAAAUGUCACAUUUGGGAAAUUAUCACUAGCAAGGAGCUACGUUACAACACAUCAGUUAUACACGUAUGUACAUUAUUGCCACUUUGUUUUUUCAAACAUAUGCUCCAUAUCUAGAAAUGGACAAAUGCUGUUUUAUUGUCCGUAUUUCACAACAGAUAACGUCAUCAAAGAUUAACACAAACACACAAUACAUGUGAACGUUCGUUUUCAACAAGAACAAUGACAAUAUAAUACACUCGGUGUUCUAAUAUUCAGUUUUAUUAACUUUGAUCACAGUGACAUCCUCACACAAAGCUGUUACUGUGAAUAGUUUACUCAUUUAUUAAAUGAAUCUACAUUGGAA
Molecule: messenger RNA, 4269 nt
Organism: Scophthalmus maximus (turbot)
Lineage: Eukaryota; Metazoa; Chordata; Actinopteri; Pleuronectiformes; Scophthalmidae
Product: epithelial cell-transforming sequence 2 oncogene-like
Exons: 21
Molecular function (GO): guanyl-nucleotide exchange factor activity; protein binding
Source: RefSeq, a predicted model, not a curated record